GGCUUCUCGCCAUGUCUUCUCACAAGACUUUCAGAAUCAAGCGAUUCCUAGCCAAGAAACAAAAGCAAAAUCGUCCUAUUCCUCAGUGGAUUUGGAUGAAAACUGGUAACAAAAUCAGGUACAGUUCUAGAAGGAGACACUGGGGAAGAGGGAAGCUGGAUCUGUAA
Messenger RNA from Rattus rattus (black rat), 167 nucleotides. Its product is annotated as 60S ribosomal protein L39-like. Gene Ontology annotation, molecular function: structural constituent of ribosome. Gene Ontology annotation, cellular component: cytosolic large ribosomal subunit; ribosome. Gene Ontology annotation, biological process: translation. The coding region runs from base 12 to 167 and encodes 51 amino acids. The record is from RefSeq and is a predicted model, not a curated record. The transcript has a single exon. Lineage: Eukaryota; Metazoa; Chordata; Mammalia; Rodentia; Muridae.